AGGGAGGCGAAAAUGAGAGAGAGUCAUCACCGCGAAGCUUCAUAUUCUAAUUGAAUUCCAUCGUCAAAUUCACCACAAUUCAAACCCUAGUGAUACAAGAGAGAAUGGUUUUCUACUUCAAGGCGCGCCCGGAGGCUGGGGAUUUCACCAUAUUCAUGGGCCUCGACAAGUAUGAGAACGAGGAGCUCAUCAAAUACGGAUUUCCUGAAGAUAUUUGGUUCCACGUGGAUAAGAUGUCUUCAGCUCACGUUUAUCUGAGAUUGCACAAGGGUCAAACUAUUGAUGAUAUAUCUGAAGGUGUAUUAGAAGAUUGUGCUCAACUAGUCAAAGCAAAUUCUAUCCAAGGAAAUAAAGUAAACAAUGUCGAUGUUGUUUACACUCCUUGGCAAAAUCUUAAGAAGACUGCAUCGAUGGAUGUUGGGCAAGUUGGUUUUUAUAAUUCUAAAAUGGUUCGUACCGUGAGAGUUGAAAAGCGAAUAAAUGAGAUAGUCAACCGAUUAAACAGGACCAAAGUGGAAAGAACUCCUGAUCUAAAAGCUGAACGGGAGGCCGUAAAUGCAGCAGAAAGAGCAGAAAGGAAGCAGCAGCUCCGUGAAAAGAAGCGACGGGAGGAGUUGGACAGACUUGAGAAAGACAGGCAGGCUGAAUUAAGGAGCUACAAAAACUUGAUGGUAGCUGAGAAGAUGACAUCUAACAAGGACAUAGCAUCUACCAACAAGUCCCUUCAAGAACUUGAGGAAGAUUUCAUGUGAACAUAAAAUGCUUCUACAGUCCCUCAACAUCCAGCCAUUAGUCGAGUAUAUGAGUUCUUUGGCCACAAGGGGCCGAGGACCACAAUGAAGUUCAAAAGAGAAAGUCCACGCGUCAUCCGAUAGGUAUUUAUAUGAAAUCUUGAGAUAUUGAAGCGCUCCCUAAUUGUAGUAAUAAUAUGUGGGGAGCAAAGAUUUAUAUAGAGGGAACUGCCCAAUUCGAUCUGAUUAUGACGAAAAGCUUGUGUUUGGAUUAUGAUGCGAUGUUGUUUCAUCGGAUAAUGGUAUCACAUUGUUGCCUUUUUUCUUGGUUAA
Salvia hispanica is the source of this 1064-nucleotide messenger RNA. RefSeq lists its product as uncharacterized. The record is from RefSeq and is a predicted model, not a curated record. Lineage: Eukaryota; Viridiplantae; Streptophyta; Magnoliopsida; Lamiales; Lamiaceae.